AUGGACAAUCCUAGAACAGACCUUGAUCCAAAACCCAGCACAGCAGCGGCACGGAGGACUCGAUUUAUAGAUCCACCCCGAGGAACACUUCUUAAUCCAGAUGUCAGUGCCGAUAUCAAAGCUCAACGUCUAUCCAUCUAUGGCCAUCGCUUAAUGUCGAAUCGAGAUCUCCGUGUGGUUGAGGUUGCAGAAAUAAUGAUGGACUGGGCCUCAGAUGACAACCAACCGGAUCUCGUGCGUGAGGGCUUCCCACUUAACGGCGUAGUAGGACUCAACCUAGUCAUCAAUGACUUCGAUGAUGUAUUAAGGCGCUACACAAGAGACUCGGAAGUUGCUUUCAACCUCUUCGCACAUGAAUGGAAAUGGCGUCCCCCGGUUCUUCGAUCAUUCACGCCCAUGGAAGUCGGACGCUGGGAGAUGGAAAUCUACAACAUUUUCUACAACUAUUGCUUACGCCCUGUGGAGUUCGAGGGCCACGCAAUGAAUCAAUUCAUAGCCUGGCUCUGUUCCAGCGACAGCGUACCAAGGGACAUGCGCAUUGAGGUCGAAAGAGCGCGUCUCGGUCGCUGCGGAGGGAUCAAAUACUCUGACCUUUUGGCAUACGUCAAGGCAAUGGUUGACCAACAACCAGAGGAAGUUCAACGCAAGAAGAGACUCUUACAAUUCUUCGCCAACAGCGAGCCACCUAGACUUGGAGCCAUCAGUCCUGAAGCUUUCGCUAGAUACAGACGGGAUAUCAUCAAGCUUACUCAAACAAAUCGGGACAUCCUCGUACUGUGGGAUGCGCAGUUUGCGUCCUGGCUCAAAAGAGGGUUACAAGGGUUUCCUAAACUUGUCUCGUCGAUCGAGCGUCGGGCGUUUGAAUUGGCCAUACGACUUGACGAACACAGGCCUCCUUCAUGUAAAGACGUCCACUUCAUGUUCGGCGAUCUCUUGGUUGUGAUCGACAAUUAUAUCAUCCAUGAACACGAACUCCAGACUGAAAUCAGACCAGGAUCACUGACCGAACAGUCAGAUGACGAAGUUGAGCUUGAGGAUAUGAUCAAUGAGAUCUUGCACAACGAAAGAGAAAUUCAUCAUCAGAGAGCUGAAAUCCGAAGAAAGCAGGCUGAGAAUAGAGGGACGGUUGAGGAUGACAGACGUCUCUAUUUGCUUGGUCAGAAGGGACUCAAGUGUGUCAAGAUGUUGAACGAGCUUCAGCAAGCACAGAGAAGAAGAAAGAUCAAGUUCGAGCAACAAGCUAUGCAGCGCAACAGGGUGUCCAUGUUUUCUUUGAUAAGAAAGCCCAACGCUCAAGAUAUCGAAGCGCAGAGAGCUGCAUUGCGAGAGGUUAUCGCACCUCAACAACACUGCACAAGCACGCCCAAUCACAGGCCAUUCUAUCUUCAUGCAUCCAACGCAAAGCCAGCUGGAGCUAGCCAUGAUCCUGAACAUGAACGUCAGCAAAGAUGUCGUAUGGCAGAAAUCCGGCGACAGAGACUGACUCGAAGAACGAGAUGA
This is a messenger RNA of Aureobasidium musti, 1500 nucleotides long. Lineage: Eukaryota; Fungi; Ascomycota; Dothideomycetes; Dothideales; Saccotheciaceae. The record is from the annotation of a GenBank genome assembly.